This is a messenger RNA of Syzygium oleosum, 5346 nucleotides long. Its product is annotated as disease resistance protein L6-like. Gene Ontology annotation, biological process: defense response; signal transduction. Bases 51 to 4895 code for a protein of 1614 amino acids. The transcript is spliced from 5 exons. The record is from RefSeq and is a predicted model, not a curated record. Gene Ontology annotation, molecular function: ADP binding. Lineage: Eukaryota; Viridiplantae; Streptophyta; Magnoliopsida; Myrtales; Myrtaceae.
UUUCUUCGCUUUAUGGGUGAGAGAUAUCUGGAAGGAAUAAGCUUCCAGCUAUGGCAAACUCGGAGGCCGGAACGAAUAGUGAUGUUGCACGUCAAUCAGGAGGUGAGUAUCAAGUGUUUUUGAGUUUCAGAGGACCUGACACUCGAAAUGAAUUUACAGACUUCCUCUAUCACGGCUUGGAAGAUGUCGGGGUCCGCGUAUUCAGGGACGAAGAUGAACUCCGUGUCGGCGAAGUGAUUGGUGAAAACAUUCUACGUGCUAUCGACAACUCCAUCAUCUACAUACCCAUCUUCUCUCCGACUUAUGCUUCCAGUAAAUGGUGCCUCCGUGAGCUUGUGCACAUAAGACACAACUUGUCCCGGCCGGAGGGUCAAAAAAGCAUCUUUCCCAUUUUUUUUCACGUGGAACCUGAUGAUAUUAAGCUUAAGACUCAACGGUACAUUGAGGACUUUUUGAGGCAUGAGAAGGAGUCUCCAAAGGAAGUCGAGGCGUGGAGAGAGGCUCUUGUGAAGGUCGACGAAAUCAAGGGAUGGAAGGUGAAAAAGGACCAGAGCCAAGCAUCGAUUGUCAAAUUAGUUGUUGAAAAGGUUUUGGGGGAGCUGAGGAUAAAACAAAAAUCAGUGCCUGAACAUUUAAUUGGACUUGAUGAUCAGGUAGAAGACUUAACAGAGUUAUUAGAUGUCAACCAACUUGAUGUGCGGCUCAUUGGAAUUUACGGAAUGGGUGGUAUGGGUAAAACAACUAUAGCCAAGGUCGUCUUUAAUAAACUAUGUUCCUACUUUGGAAAGUGUUGUAGUUUCCUAGAGGAUGUUCGAGAAAGGUCGACCAAGGAGAGCAUAGUCCAGUUGCAGAAAAAAUUACUAUCUGACAUUGUUGGUUCCGGAUCUGUAGAAAAAGUUGAGGACAGUGAACAAGGAAUGAGGACCAUUGGAGAAGCACUUUGCAAUAAGAAGGUCCUUGUGGUUUUGGAUGAUGUUGAUAAUAAAGAGCACAUUAAGAAACUAAUAGGAAACUCCAAUUUACAUUUAGGAUCGAGGAUAAUCAUAACCACAAGAGACACAUCUAUUCUGAAAGUUGGGGGAUUUAAAGGUGAAAUUCAAGAGUAUGAGAUGAUAAAGAUGGAUGAUGCUCUUGCACUUCAGCUUUUUUGUUGGCAUGCUUUUGGUAGAGACUUUCCUUUGGAUGAUUAUCGUGGGCUUUCAAGUAAAAUUGUCUCACUUAUGGGAGGGCUUCCUUUGGCCAUUGAAGUGGUAGGUUCAUUACUUAAGGGGAAAGACGAAGAUUUUUGGAAAGAGACGCUAGAAAGGUUAAGUGAAGAACCUGAGGAAAAGAUUCUAGAGAAGUUGAAGAUUAGCUUUGAUGACCUAGAAGAUGGUCAAAAACAAAUUUUUCUCGAUAUAGCAUGCUUCCUUUUCAAUGAGAAGAAGACCGAUGCAACUUACAUGUGGGCCGAUAGUAAAUUUUAUCCCAAAAGAGGAAUUGAAGUCCUUACUAAGAGGUGCUUGAUAAAGGUAUUGGAUAAUGGUAGGUUCUGGAUGCACAAUCAACUAAUAGACCUGGGAAGGCAUAUUGUCCGUCAAGAAAGUCCAUUCAACCCUGGAAAGCGGAGUAGGUUGUGGGUUGCAGAAGAGGCCCUCGAAAUCAUAAGAACAAAAAAGUGGAAGGACAAGGUGCAAGCAAUUAAGAUUGACGGAGUGAAUGAAUCUAUAGAGAUUACAAAUGAAGAGUUUGAAAGGUUACAAAACCUAAGACUCCUCAACUUAGGCAAUGGAACUUAUGCUGCGGACUUUGCAAAGUGUUGUUCGAAGUUGAGAUGGAUCUCUUGGCAUUCUCCUAAUUGGGAUUUGAUGGGAGACAAUGUGUAUUCGAAUCAUCUUGUUGUUUUUAAACUUCACGAUACUGGCUUCAUGGAUAAUGCAAAAGCAUGGGACAUGAUCAAGAGGGCACGGAAUUUAAAAGUUUUAUCUCUUACUCAAUGCGGUGGCAUAACGAAAAUCCCAAACUUCUCUAAAAGCUCUGGUUUAGAGAGGUUGACUCUUGAACACUGCGACAAGCUAAAGAGAAUUGAAAGCUUCGUUGGAGAUAUAAAGUCCUUGAUUGAAUUAGAGAUCGAAUGGUGUGAGGGUCUUACAGAUUUGCCGGAAGAAGUGGGGGCACUAGUGAAGCUUAAGCGCUUGUCAUUGAGGGGAUGUUCUAGGUUAAGAGAACUUCCAUGCUCGCUUGGAAAUUUAACCUCAUUGAUAGAGUUAGACUUAUCAAAAACGGGCAUUGCCAAACUUCCAAAUUCCAUGAAAGGACUAUUGAAACUUGAGUCUUUUCUUUUGACAGACACGGCGAUGAUGGGAUUUCCCAAAUUCAUUGAAAAGUUAAGAUCAUUACGCGUAUUAGGUUUACCAAAAAAUGGAUCAUAUUCUCCGAGGCGUCAUGUUUGGCAGCUACCUAGUGGUAUCAACAUGUCGGAAAUUCUUGAAGAGCUAGAUCUCUCUGGGCCAGAUGAAAUGACAGAUGAAAUCCCUGUUGGAAUUGGAGAUUUGUCUUCUUUUAAAAUCCUAAAUUUAAAUAGCACCCAAAUUUGCGAAAUUCCAAGGAAUAUCGACAUGCUUCAUCACCUCCAAACACUAAACUUAAGAAAUUGUCAUGACAUUCAGGGAUCGUCGGAGCUUCCCACAAGGACAAUCAACAUACUUCAUCAACAUGCUGCAUCACCUCCAGAGUUGGUUUCUUUGUCUCGCCUUGACCUAAAAACCCUCGUGCAGCUUCCGUGUUCUCUGCUGAGAUUGGAAUUACUAUGCUCUAGCUUCAGGUGGGCAGAGUUACUUCCCUCCAGCUUGAUAUUGAGAAAUUUGAUGACUUUAGAGUUCUAUUAUGUUGAAGUGGAAGACAUUCCACUCGAUAGACUUCCGGGACUAGAGAGCUUAACUAUUGACGGUUGUGAACUGCUUCAGCAAUUAACCAUUUCUUCGGAGAACCUAAGGCAAGCGCAUGUGUCAUCUUGUCCAGAUCUAGUCGAUAUAUCUAUUUCUUUUUCGGAAAGUCUGGAGUCCUUCUUCGGUUUUGGGUGUGCAUCUCUGGAAACAAUGAAUUGGUUAGAUUGCAUGAGAAACCUGGAGAAAUUGGAAAUCCAACAGUGCGCUGAACUUACUGAUGUUUGUGGCCUAGAGCAUCUGGUGGCUCUGAAAUCCUUGAAGGUCAGAGCCUGCACGUCAUUGAGAAGGUGCAUCAAUCCAUCUUGCACAAAUAUACCAGAUGAUUGCCUGGUCGAAAUACAGGGGUGUGGAGACUUUUUCAAAGAUUCUACUCCGAGCGGUCCACCUGGAAUGCCUUUGUUGCGUUACAUAUUGGAGAUUCUUCUGGAUACAUCAAACAAGGAGGUUCAGGACGAGCUCUCAUGCGUCUCCCAUUUCCCCAACAUGGCGAAUCAAGCCCCGGUGGACGAAGAUGGCUCGUUUGGCGUCACUGGCAACGUGAAUAACCCAUUAAAGCGUCGAAGGAAGGAUGAGGAAGACAAAGAAGGAGACGGAGGAGGUGGAGGAGGAGAGCGAGCCUCGUGGGGUGACGGCAAUUGCGGCAGUGGUGGGUCGGUGGGAGAGAACUUGACAUCGCUCGUUUUGCCCGACGAGGAAGAGAAGCACAAGGGGGAGAACUUCUUCAUUGAGUCGCUGCAAGGCAAGGCCUCCCUGGAAUCGAACUCCCAUCAAGGGGUCCGAGCGAAGGGUGAUUACUACUGCCACAUUCAGGCGCUUUACGACGAUGCAAACGAAAUCGAGAUGAGUAAGAACAAGCGCGUCAGUCAGUCAGGCGCCACUACGACGGUAGCAGCCGCAGCAGCGGAGGGUGAAUCCCAUGCGCUGUUGCCGAGUGUGGGCCAGCAGGGGCGUCUGUGGGUGAAGGACCGUCCGAAGGAAUUGUGGGAGCGGUGCAACAGCCCGGAGUUCCCGGAGAAGGAGUUUUGGCGCAACUUCCGGAUGAGCAAGGCCACGUUUGACUUUAUCUGCAACGAGCUCGACGCAGCUGUCACAGAGAACUCGAUGCUGCGGGAAGCGAUCCCAGUGCGACAGCGUGUGGCAGUGUGUGUGUGGCGGCUCGCAACAGGGGAGCCGCUCCACCUCGUGUCGAACAAGUUCGGCCUCGGCAUGUCGACCUGCCACAAGCUCAUCCGUGAGGUCUGCUCCGCAAUUCGCAAAGUCCUCAUGCCUAAGUUCCUUCAGUGGCCUGAUGAGCACCGGCUUGCAGCAAUCAAGGAUGAGUUCGAGGCAGCAUCAGGCAUUCCGCUCGUGUGUGGGGCAAUGUACACGACCCAUGUGCCGAUCAUUGCCCCGAAGAUCAGCGUCGCCUCGUACCUGAAUCGGCAGCACACGGAGAGGAACAAGAAGACGACGUACUCGAUCACGGUUCAGGGCGUGGUCGACCCGCGGGGCGUGUUCUUGGAUGUGUGCAUCGGGUGGCCUGGGUCGAUGACCGACGACCAGGUCCUCGAGAAGUCGGCCCUGUACCAAAGGGCCGGCAGGGGGCUAUUGAAGGACGUGUGGGUCGUCGGGAACCCUGGUCACCCUCUAAUGGACUGGGUCCUCGUGCCCUACACGCACCAGAACAUCACGUGGACGCAGCACGGGUUCAACCAGAAGCUCGCGGAGGUCCAGGGCGUGGCACGGGAGGCCUUUGCACGGCUCAAGGGGCGGUGGGCAUGCCUGCAGAAGCCGACGGAGGUGAAGCUGCAGGACCUGCCUGUCGUGCUCGGGGCGUGCUGCGUGUUGCACAACAUUUGCGAGGCGAGGAACGAGGCGAUGGACUCGGCACUGAGAUUUGAGAUCUUCGAUGAUGAGAUGGUGCCCAAGAACCCGAUCCGGUCAGCCAACGCCGCGCACGCGCGGGAUCAGAUUGCUUACAAUUUGUAGGAUUGGAGUGUGGCUAAUUAAGUAGUUUGUUCUUUGCUCCAUAGAUAUUUGAUUCUGAUUGAUGAUCUUUAUUAUUAUUUUGGAUGUGUGGCAUGGAUUUAAUUCAGGCUUGGUACUUCGAUAGUUUCUAACAUACGGAAUUCAUUGAUGGAUACACGUUUCUGGAUGGUAAGAGGAAAAUGGUACUUCGAUAGUUUUUAAUAGUUGACUCAAUCCAUUGCUAGCUGUUCCAAUUCACACCAGAAUCAAAUAUUAUCUCUAGCUCGCACCAAAAUCGGAGCACAAUCAGAAUGUCCUCAUGAUUAGCAAUCUGAGAUUGAUAACGUUAUCUUCAGCUCGCACUAGAAUCAGAGCACAAUCAGAAUAUUUGCAUGAUAAGCAAUUCAAGAUUGAUUCAAAUGUUAUCUUUACCGGUGAUUACCAAUUAUGAUGUUAAUAUUUAUUUAUUGAG